ACGGAACAGGGGACAGGUUGUGGAACACGCAGAACACUGCAGCCUAUAAGUUAGCGGCUAACUGUGUAGCUAACUAGCACUGGAGUACUUUAUAAGCAGACAGUGUUAGGGCCAGGUUUUAAACACAACAACACGGUCAGUACCGGGAUUGUGUGUGACGUGAAGAACACAGUAGUGUAUGUGCCCUGGGAGUGCAACAUUUCUCUUCAAUGGCUGCUCCUGGCUCCACCAGCAACGUGCCUGAAGGAUUCCACUAUGAGACCAAAUACGUCCUCCUGUGCUACCUUGGCCUGCCCCUGCGACCACAGUCCAGGCCUGAGGGAGGAGCAUCUGGACAGGCUGCACAAGAAACAGCUGUGGACAAGACCAGCAUGAUGAAGGAGCAGAUUGCAGAACAGCUAAAGCAGCUAGAAGAAGAAAUCACUGCUUCUUUUCCAAGUACAGGCUUUGAUCGGCACACAUCCCCAGUGUUCAGUCCAGCUAAUCCCGAGAACACUAUAGAGGACAGCCUGGCCAUGCUGGGGGACCAUGUCGCACAAAUGCUGGACACACAUCUGACCUCAGCCACACAGACACUUCUCAGUGGGCAGCUGGACUAUGAAGGUUUCCAGAGUGCAGUGAAGGAGAUUUCCUCCCAUUCGGAAGGAGGCUGGAGCAAGGUUUUGGUACCCUUAGUGUUAUUGCAAGCGCUGCAUUGUAAGGGUCAACCACUGGCCUGUCUACUUUCCCUGGGUGAGCGUUACUUACUUGAGGUAGAGGCAGACUUCAUCAUCCAGCAGGGUGGAUGGAGUGCAGUAUUUAGCCUGGAAGAUGUGGAGGAACUGGGCGUGCUCAUAGCCGAAGACAGUAACGAUAUCUACAUCCUGUCAGGGGAGCAGGGCCACGAGCAGCUAAGCCCCCCUGAGUCACUGCUCAUCAGCGUGCCAGACAGCAGCGGCCUGAGCUCCUGGCACACAGAGAGUUUGCCUGUAUCACUGAGUGGCCACGAAUCCUGGCCUCAGGUUGGCACCAUGGAGCCAGAGGAUGCAAAGAGUGUGGACAGUGGUGAGGGCGUGGCCUCAGCUGAGGAGCGAAGUGAGAACAACUCGUCCAACUCGGACAUUGUGCAUGUGGAGCGCGAGGAGGCUGAACUUCUGGAGGAGGGAGAAGGAGAGCUGCAGGAGAGCAUGCUCAGUGUCCUGGGCACUGAAAGUGAGCUGGAGGCCCUCAGAGAGGAGCUUGGAAAAGAACCUUCAUCUUCACAACAGCCAGUUUCAGAAGCACCACAGUCGCUGAUGUCUCUAGAGGAGCAGAUUGUCAUCCUGGAUGUACCUCCUAGCCUGGUUGCUGCUGCUGUUCCACCAGUUGAUGUAGAGCCAAAGUCCCUGCCGCCUUCAUCCCCUACUGCCGUCACUGAUGCUCCGGUUGAAGUCGAGCCAGAAUACCUUGCUCCUUCAUCCCCUACCAUCAUUGCUGAUGCUCCAGUUGAUGUGGAGCUGGAAUGUCCUGUUCAUCCUUCCCCUCCUACUGCUGCUACAACCCAAGUGCUUGCCCCUGAAUCUGAGCCUCAGUCAGCUCAGCCAGAACCUGUUCAAGCUGAGCCUCAGUCAGCGCAGCCAGAACCUGUUCUAGCUCCUGUGGAGCCACAGAUUCUAAUAACAGUUCAAGAACUAAAAGCUAAAUCGGAGCCACAGCCUGAAGCUGUCCAAGCAGCUCCAGUGCAUGAGAUACUUCCACAAGCAGAGGUUGUACAGGCCAUUACAGCCCAGGAGCCACCUCUUUUACCCCCAACGCGGGAGAUCCCAUCACUGAAGCCACAGAUGGUACAGGAGAUGUCUGCUCCAUCCCAGGAUCCUCUUGUUUUACCUUCUAUUGCAUCUCCAGAACAGGAGCUACAGCCUGUACACACAUCUAUUCCAGCUCAGGAGCCACCUUCAGCACACACACAGCCUGUAGCAGAGCCUGUGUCCUCUGAGCUUCCAGUUCUUCUCUAUGGUGGUGCUGUACUGGUAGCCAUUGCUGCUUUGGUGGCCUAUGGAGCUCUGGCUUACAGGAAGAAGUAUUAGGAAGUGAUCAGCUUGCCCCUCUCCUAUUUGAUUAAUUUGAAUAAUUAGGCCUAGUUAAAGAAAGCACCGAUUGUUUAGGCUUUUAACUUCGAAAUUGCGUAUAGCAGAAUGAGAUUUUGAACAGUUUGUUGUGACGUGUCAAAUGGCUUAUAUUUGUGUGAUGGAUAAUGUUUAGACAUUCCUGGAUCCUGACCUUGGAUAUGAGGUUAUAUGUAAGGGUAAAGAGGAGGUUGCAUGUUCUCCCCAUGUGGGUUUCCUCCCACAGUCCAAAGACAUGCAGUUAAGCUAACUGGCUACUCUAAAAUGCCCGUAGGUGUGAAUGGUGUUCUCAAGCCUGGAAAUGGGAGGGGUCUGGCAGGAAUUAAGGGCAUCCGGCGCAAAACUAUGCUCCAAUUAUUGACGCGUGGAUCAGUAGAGUCCACAUGGACCCCGACCUUGCAACAGUGCUGGAUAAGGAGAAACCAAUGCUGGGUAAGAUUGGGCAACCCAGAUCCACACCUGUAAUGAGGGCACUGAUCACGUGUUUAUAAGAAUGAAAGACGAUCUAUAUUGUGUAUAAUAUUUUGAUUAAAUUUGUACGACUUAUCUAAAUUGUGUGAAUUAAUGAGUUGAACAUAGCUAAAAUACAACAUUUUUAGUCAAUUUAGAAACUGACUGCUUUUGUUCAGCCAUUGAAUUCCCCUUGUAAACAAAAGGAACGGCAUGUCCAGGCCACGACCUAAGACGGGGAACCCCGUAUUCAUUUUCCCCAGAGUAUUUCAGGUGUUUUUUUUUAAAGUUACCAUUACUGAACGUUGAUCAAUACUGCACAUUUGUCACAAAACGAAUAAAAGUUUGGUUUUUAAUUCUG
Neoarius graeffei (lesser salmon catfish) is the source of this 2895-nucleotide messenger RNA. RefSeq names its product BCL2 like 13 (gene bcl2l13). The record is from RefSeq and is a predicted model, not a curated record. Gene Ontology annotation, cellular component: mitochondrion. Lineage: Eukaryota; Metazoa; Chordata; Actinopteri; Siluriformes; Ariidae. Gene Ontology annotation, biological process: regulation of apoptotic process; apoptotic process. Bases 210 to 2045 code for a protein of 611 amino acids. The transcript has 7 exons.